Molecule: messenger RNA, 4359 nt
Organism: Cherax quadricarinatus
Lineage: Eukaryota; Metazoa; Arthropoda; Malacostraca; Decapoda; Parastacidae
Gene: PIG-O
Product: phosphatidylinositol glycan anchor biosynthesis class O
Biological process (GO): GPI anchor biosynthetic process
Cellular component (GO): endoplasmic reticulum membrane
Molecular function (GO): mannose-ethanolamine phosphotransferase activity
Source: RefSeq, a predicted model, not a curated record
GGCCGGGGCCGUCACAGUCCUUACACCCAACAACAACAACAAGACAUCGCCGGGGUAGUGGAUCAUGGUGCUCCUCCCACCUGGCAAUUGUUUUGUUACUGAUCUACUGAGUAAUGAACAUGGCAUGCUUUGGAAGUUCACAAGUUUUCAUCUUAAUUUUGUGUUUAAGUGAGCUUUUUAUAGUUGGCUUACUGAUUUUUAGCCAUGGUUUUCUCCUUACUAGACAAGUUAUUCUUUCAAACUCUCACUGUGAAGAUUUUAAAGAAGUCGUUAUUGAAACUAGGAAUAAGGAAAUAACAAGGAGUGUAAAGGGUGUAAAAGGAGAAUGUUGGAUGCCUUCUACAUUUAGAAGAGCCAUUAUACUGCUAAUUGAUGCAUUAAGGUAUGAUUUUGCUGCUUACAAUCAUUCUUUGAAGGAUAAUGAUGCCUUACCUUAUCAAAAUAAAAUGCCAGUGUUCAAGGAUCUUCUUGAGGCUAAUCCAAAACAGGCUCAUCUUGCCCCAUUCAUUGCUGAUGCUCCAACAACAACACUUCAGCGUCUCAAGGGUCUUACUACAGGGAGCCUGCCUACUUUUAUUGAUGCCAGCCACAAUUUUGCAAGUGAAGAAAUAACAGAAGAUAACAUAGUGGACCAACUAGUCAGUUGUGAGAAGCGUAUAACUGUUCUCGGAGAUGACACCUGGGAAGGGUUAUUCCCAGGCAGGUUUAAUCGUUCAUUUCUUUAUCCUUCUUUUAAUGUGAUGGAUCUACACACUGUUGACAAUGGUGUACUGAGUCAUCUGGAGCAAGAAAUGGCAAGAGAGGAUUGGGAUGUUAUAAUUGGUCACUUUCUUGGAGUUGAUCAUUGUGGUCAUCGUUAUGGUCCAAGUCACCCAGAAAUGGCAGCCAAACUGAAACAGAUGAAUGAUGUAGUAAAGGCAGUGGCUGAUAGUACUCAAAAUGAUACUGUUCUUAUAAUUUUUGGUGAUCAUGGAAUGACCAAAACUGGAGACCAUGGUGGAGACUCUACUGAUGAAACUGAAGCUGCACUCUUCUUGUAUAGUCCUGUACUAAGCAUGUCCUCUGAAUCUGAACAUGGACGUACAUUACCAGUGUCUCAAGUGGACCUUGUUCCCUCUCUUGCACUUGCACUUGGAGUGCCUAUACCCUAUUCGAAUUUGGGGAAAAUAAUGGAGAACAUUUUACAUACUGAUGGAUUAAGUAGAGAAGAUGCUGAACAGCAGAAACUGGUUGCUCUGUCUCUUAAUGUAAAGCAAGUUAAAAGAUAUCUGCAUGAUUAUAAAAGUUUAGGAAAUGAAUUUCCACAUGAUUUAUGGCAAAGAAUAGAGGUAUUGCAGAGCCAAAUGUUAUUAGGUUUUGAACAGUUAUCAUUAAGAGAACAAAAGAAAGUUUACUCAGAGUACCUAACCCUUGCCAGAAUGAUGUGUGAAGAAGUGUGGGCAAAGUUCAGUGUGUCAGAAAUAAGUAGUGGCCUCCUGCUUAUGUUUAUUAUUUUGAUACUAACAUCAAUUAUUACCCAUUGUAAGUUUAUACUAAAAAAGAAGAUUGCUAUUGUGAAGAAGUUAUUAUAUCUUACAGUUGUGGUCAAUGGUCUCUUUGUGCUCAUUCCUUAUAAUAUUGCAGCACUUGGUUGUAUCGCCAGUAUGAUAGUAACAUUAUGGAUAUAUUUUCAUAGAGAUGCAUUUACUACUGUUCAUUGUAAAUUUAGUAAAAGUGACUCUAUUUCGCUUUUGUUGGUACUGCUUUUAUGUCUUGGAAGUUUUUCUAAUAGUUAUGUUAUCAUGGAAAAUUAUGUGGUGGCAUUUAUUUUGUUGUCUUCUUUAAUCAUUCAACUUGUGCCACUUCUCCAAAAGCACAAAAAAAAGGGUGUUAGUAUGUUCUCUGUGAAGAAUAUCAAAUUGGUGCUUAAUUUUAAUUCUGUUUUGUGUGUCUUCCUCAUGUUAGCAGUAUUCUUGUCAGUAAGAUUAAGCUCAUGGUUCUGGAAGUGCCGGGAGGAGCAGACAUGGUGUAUUCCAAACCAAAUCCACAUACCAAUGACAGGACUGCCACAAGAAUUGCGUAACUGGCGGUAUUUUACCAGCUUGUUUGCCUUAAUAUUACUUGUGUGGUUGCCUCGCCGAUGGCUCUUAAUGUGUGGCAACAUGAAUGGCUCUAGACUAGGAGUCAUGUUGUUCAAUUGUGUUCCAGUUGUUUGUGUUGUCUUUAUAGCAGCUCACUGGGCUCUACAAGCUGCACCUGCACACCACAACUCUAACAUCAAUGACUAUGUGGUGUUUCCUCCACGAAUAAAUUAUGCCCUUACUCUGAUGUACAUAGCACUUUUGUACAUUGAACCAUUAUUAAUUUAUGAAGUACCACCAUCGAAAACUAAAACAAGUAUUCAGUCAGUGAUGGAUAAUCCCAGUGUUCUAAUACCACAACUUUGCAAAACAUUAGUGGAAAAAUAUAAUGUAGGAAACAAGAGAAGCUCUAAUAUUCCCAUAGUGUAUGGGUUAGCUACAGCUGUGUCUGCUCCUCUAGUGACAGUGUUGACAGUAAUACUGAUUAUAAUAGUUAUGGUGGCUGGAGAUGGUGUUACUCCUGCGGUGGUGCUACUGCUUGUUACUGCCAUAGUAUGCCUUCUUAUUCAAGUUAUUUCUUCAUGGCACACUGCACAGAGUUUAAGUGAUGUUAUAAAGCCUUCAUGGUCUGCUACAUGUGUGUGGUUUAUGCUGAGUAUUCAUGGCUUCUACAGCACUGGACAUCAUUCAACAUUCCCUUCCCUGCAUUGGUCUGCAGCAUUUGUUGGCUUCCAAGGUGACUGGAGUGGUAGCAAUAUCAUACCUGCAUUCCUAGUUGGGUUAAACACCUUUUCUUCGCAAAUAUUGUUUGGCUUCACUCUACCGCUGGUUGUAUUGGCACCACUAGCUAUUGGAGUAAUAUUUCCUAAGCUGCGAGGAAACAGAUUAGAAAGUGAGGACAUAAGACGUGGGGAAUUUCUUUUGGUGGAUGAACCAGACAAAGCUGAAGAUGCCCUUGUAUAUGUGGGUCUUUCAUACACCCUCCUGCAUGGUGUUAAGUUGUUUUUCUCGGCCUUGGCUGCUUUCAUUCUGCGACGACACUUGAUGGUCUGGAAAAUUUUUGCCCCACAUUUCAUAUUUGAAGCUGUUGGAUUUAUUGUUACAAGUAUUAGUGUGCUUGCUAGUAUAUGGUUUACACAAAGAAUUUUGAAAGUACUCAUUUCUUGGAGUGAAAGCCUUUACCACAAAAUAAGUUGAUAUGAAGAAGAAAAUUCAUUUUCCUUUCUUUAGUUAGUUACAAAUUCAAAAUCAAGAGCUAUAGAUUUCAUGACAAAUGAAAAGGGUUUACAUAAAAUAAAAACACAGAUAUUGUAUUGUAUAUAGAGAUCUGAAAUGAGCAUCUCACCAUAUCAUGAAAGCAAAUUGUGCAAGAAAUACUGGGGAGCAAACCUAAUACAGAGGUAUAUGAACUUAUAAUUGUGGGAAAAAACAGACACCAACUGCAAUAACAUAUUCAUGUUUUUAGAAAGCAUUUUGGUCCUCAGUACUUGGAUACUCCAGUAAACAAGUCCUAAGUUAUUGCAUUAUGUGGGGAUCAAACCACCAUCCUUGCAGUUGUAAGUCAAGAACUAUACUGAUUUAGUCAUCUAGUAUACAAAAGAAUUCUGUAUAGUUAGCUCCAACUUCCUUAUCUCACUUUUAUACAGAAUUCUUACCACCACAUGGGCCUUUUGAAUACAGCAUUUGAUCUGGGCAUUAAUCUGGUGCUGUAUCCACAUGGCUUAUAUGGCAUUGGAAUUUCUGUAUAAAAGUGGGCUGAACACUAGGUGGAACUCAUCAAGGGUAUAUAUGUCAAGAAAUGUUUAUAUCUCAGGGCACAUACACUGUACUUUCUAUUUUAGCAAUCAAAAUAUUCUUGAUGUCAUGUAUAUUUGGCUUGCCUUAGUAACCAUUGUGUAGUUGAUAGGCUUUAAACCUAAUAAAGCAAUCACUUUGGACUAACCACACAAAAAUCUUUUGUUCAUUCUGUGGCUGAGUUGGUAUAACUUCGAACUUGCCUUUAGAAGGAUGGUGGUUCAGUCCCCAGUAUUCCUUACACAAUAUUGAGGUCUGGUGGAGGUUUCAAAAUAUAUAGCUUGUUUUGUCUGACUUUUGAUAAUUUUUCUGUACAGUUUGUACAAAUUUUAUAUUUGUAAUGAAAUCAUUGUUAUCACAAAGGAGUAGUUUAUAAAAUACUGUUGAUAAAUAUGAGUGCAAUUAUUACUAAAUAAUAUAUUUAGUUAAAUUUAAAAUAUUAAAUGCAAUUUUUCAUAUGUACAAAUAUUUCUUAUGUAUAUUUUAUUGUAAAUAAACAUUCAGG